This is a messenger RNA of Seminavis robusta, 833 nucleotides long. The record is from the annotation of a GenBank genome assembly. NCBI's taxonomy places the organism in Eukaryota, Bacillariophyta, Bacillariophyceae, Naviculales, Naviculaceae.
AUGGUGAUGAUGAAGGGAGUAAAGAGGGCUCAGAUGAAAAUGAUGGGACAGCUGAUGUGCUUCCUGUGGGCAACUGAGAAGGAUGAUUGGAUGCCACAGAGGGGAUGCCAAUUUCCACAGAUGGGGACAAAGAAGGAGUUCCCGAUGGAAACAAUGAAGGACUGCCUGGACUUGAACUGGGACUACCUCGUGUCUGUUGGUGUGACGCUUGGAGAUCCUGGUGUCACGGUUGGCAAGGAUGCAGUGGGGCUUUCUGAAGGGCUGCCGGGGACUAAAGUUGGAAUGGCUGUUGUUGCAUUUGCACUGGGGCUAGCUGGUGCAACUGUUGGCAUAAAACUGGGAGAUCCUGGUGUCACGGUUGACAUAGCUGUUGUUGGAUUUGCACUGGGGCUACCUGGUGUAACUGUUGGCGUAAAACUGGGAGAUCCUGGUGUCACGGUUGGCAAGGAUGAAGUGGGGCUUUCUGAAGGGCUACCGGGGACUACAGUUGGAAUGGCUGUUGUUGGAUUUGCACUGGGGCUACCUCGUGUAACUGUUGGUGUCAAACUGGGAGAUCCUGGCAUCACACUUGGGAUGGCUGUUGUUGGACUUGCACUGGGGCUACCCGGUGUAAUGAUGGGCGCAAAACUGGGAGAUCCUGGUGUCACGGUUGGCAAUGUUGAGGUUGGGCUUUCUGAAGGGCUGCUUGGGAUUGGCGUGUUACUGGUUGGAGCUUGAUCUGAAGCUGCAAUCCCUAUCGCCAUUGCAAUCUCACUGGAACUGGUGUGCUGGUUAAAUGAUGACAAGAAAGCAGUCUUGUCUGAUUCAGUCGAAACAAGGCUAGCUACUUCGGG